This is a messenger RNA of Nicotiana tabacum (common tobacco), 2008 nucleotides long. RefSeq lists its product as uncharacterized. Gene Ontology annotation, cellular component: cytosol. Lineage: Eukaryota; Viridiplantae; Streptophyta; Magnoliopsida; Solanales; Solanaceae. Gene Ontology annotation, biological process: cold acclimation. The record is from RefSeq and is a predicted model, not a curated record.
UUCUUAUAAAGGCAUCGUUUCUGAAGUCAAGUCUCAUACUCUCAGUCGGAUACUUCAAACUCUUUACAAACCAAAGGCAAACAGAAACCAACUAAAGUACUCGUGUUCUGUUAGCACAAUGGCUUCACAGCAAGAGAGAAGAGAGAACGUUACUGAUGAAGGGGAAAUCAACCUUGAGAAAAAUAAAGUUCCCCAAAUUGCUAGCCAUUUUGAGUCACUAGCUGAGAAAGUUCAAGGUGUAGCCGAUGUCCAUCCUGCUGGUCCUGGUGCUAUUCAUGUCAAGAGCACUGUUACUGAUCAAGGCGCACAUGAAAAGAAAUCUCAUGGUCAUGAGCAAGAGUCUCAACAAAUGCAGCAAGCUCAGAGGAAAAAAGAGGGUGAUAUACAAAGGGAGAAGCUGCCGUCUACUGAUCAAGCUAAGAGUUCUGAGAUUGUUAAUGAGGGGAGAAAGCAACAAGGAUUUGAAGAGAGACCAGGUGGCGUCAAAUUUGAAGUUCAUGGCCAAGAACAAAAGGGUUCAGACACAAGCAGAGAAACCCAAAUGCAAAAGCAGGAAGGUGAAUCUCGUGGCCAAGGCAUAAGUUCGAUGCAACAAAGCAGAGGAGUUGCUACAGGUGGCCAACAAGAGACAGAAACACAAGCAAGGGGCAAAGGUGAAAGCAGAGCAGGGGAAGUAACUCAUGGUACUACUGAAGAGACAAAAGGUCCAUCCUUGGAAGAAAUAUCUCAAUACAGGGGCACAGCACAGCAGAAUUCCAUGGAAGCAAUAAGGGCAGCUGAAGAGCGCUACGAAAAGGCCAAGGAAAAGGGUGCCUCCUCAUUGCAAAAUGUUAAAGAAUCGGCUAGUCAUGGACUUGGCGCAGCAGGUACAUAUGCAACAGAAAAAGGUGCACAAGCUAAAGACACUGUUACUCAAGGUGUUCAAAAGGGAACUCAGUAUGUUGCUGAAAAAGCUGGAGCUGCUAAAGACACUGCCCUUGAGAAAGGCCAACAAGCUUACGCUGCAACUAAAGAUACCCUUUCAACUGCUGGACAAACUGCAGUACAAUCAGCACAACAAGCUAAAGAUUAUGUUGCCCAAAAAGCAGGAGAGACUAAAGAAUAUGUUGUCUCAAAAACAGAGGAGGCUAAGGAAAUAGAAGCUCCUUUCCCAGAGAGUGUUCAAGAAAAGAGCAAGAGUGCAACAAGCUAUGCAGGAGAAAAAGCAGCUAAAGUUAAAGAUGUAACAGUGGAAACAGGGAAAUGUGCAGUAGGAUAUGCAGGGAAAGUAGCUGAAACAGUGAAGGAAAAAGCAGUAGUGGCUGGUUGGGGAGCUGCACAUUUUACAGCAGAGAAAGCUGCUGAUGCUACUAAAGCUGUUGCUGGUGUUGCUUCUACUGUUGCGGGGUAUGCGGGAGAUAAAGCGGUGGCGGCGAAGGAUGUGGUUGCUGAUGCUGGGAAGAAAACAGUUGGAUAUGCGGAGGAUAAGUUGGUUGCAGCAAAGGAUUAUGUAGUUUCAGCUGAAGAAAGUGCAGCAGAGUAUGCAGCUAGGAAAAAGGCAGAAGCAGAGAGAGAAUUAGAAGCUAAGAGAUCACACGACACCAAGGUAAACAAACGGAAGAAACAAAGGUGGAGGAAAAAGAAAGCGGACUCAAAACAAUGGAGAAAGUCAAAGAGUCCAUUCAAGAAGAAUCAGGAGAAGGAGAGAAAGGCAAGCAGUUGGAGGAGGGAGCAGCAGUGGUAUUGCAAGCCAUUGGCGAAACUAUAGUUGAGAUUGGGAAAACAACUACUGAUCUUGUUGCUGGCCGCACCAAGGGGGAGGAAUCAGUGGGAACUGAGAAAAGUCAAUCACAAUAAAAUAGCUUGAGAUGGACAUUUUAGGAUUUCACUUGGUUUGGAUUUAGCUCUAGAUUUUGAAGUUCGUUUUGGUUCUGUUGAAGGGUGGAUGUUAGAUUGUCAAAUAAUUAGCGUAAAUGAUAGUGUAUGUUUUUGUCGAUAAUAAUAUGAUAAAACCUUAUUUGGUGUGACA